UCUUCUCGCUCGCCUUGCACGCCGGGAAACCAGCAGUCACUUCUCCGUCAUGGCGUCCCGUGUCCUAGCGCAGUGUGUCCGCUCGCUUGCCCGGCCCUCGGCGAGGUUUUCGGCGGGCAGCCUGGCCGUAAGAGUCGCUGCCGCCCCGGUCACGGCGGCCCACCGGCCCCUCUCCUUCGUGUCCAGCCAGCAGCGGCCGCGGUGGCUGGAGCAGAGCCGGAUCUCCUCAGUGGGUGUGUUGUGCAGACAGUACGGUGACCUGCCCCCCCUCACCCUGGAGACCAUCAAAGACCGCGUCAUGUACGUCCUCAAGCUUUACGACAAGAUCAACCCCGAGAAGCUGCAAACCUCAUCCCACUUCAUGAAAGAUUUGGGCCUGGAUAGCUUGGACCAGGUAGAAAUCAUCAUGGCCAUGGAGGAUGAGUUUGGGUUCGAGAUCCCAGAUGCAGAGGCAGAGAAGCUGAUGACUCCUGCAGAGAUCGUACAGUACAUCGCAGACAAGAAGGACGUUUAUGAAUAGUGUCGCGUGUAGCACAGUUCACAGAGGGUGACCCUGACGUGACCUCACAGGAAGUCCUCGUGAAGCAGAUGGCCGCCAAACCAUGUUCCACUUGCUCCUCAGCCCCCUGUCCUGCGGCGGUGUUGGUGUCAGCUGCCUUGUCUUGUGUUUGACUGUAUUUAAAUGAACAUGUCCAUACACUUUGGGAGCCUGGAGACUAAACAGACAGAACAGUAUAUAAGGUUCAAUUACCACCUUUUUGUUUUAUUUUAUUUUUCUUCCAGCUCCAACUUGUGGUUCUGAUGUAUAAUUUCUCAUGAAUAGAAAAAUAAAAACACUUACUGUAAA
Messenger RNA from Myripristis murdjan (pinecone soldierfish), 847 nucleotides. RefSeq names its product NADH:ubiquinone oxidoreductase subunit AB1b (gene ndufab1b). Gene Ontology annotation, biological process: fatty acid biosynthetic process. Lineage: Eukaryota; Metazoa; Chordata; Actinopteri; Holocentriformes; Holocentridae. Gene Ontology annotation, cellular component: mitochondrion; respiratory chain complex I. Gene Ontology annotation, molecular function: acyl binding; acyl carrier activity. The record is from RefSeq and is a predicted model, not a curated record. The transcript has 5 exons. The coding region runs from base 50 to 520 and encodes 156 amino acids.